Oryza brachyantha (malo sina) is the source of this 891-nucleotide messenger RNA. Its product is annotated as L10-interacting MYB domain-containing protein-like. The record is from RefSeq and is a predicted model, not a curated record. Lineage: Eukaryota; Viridiplantae; Streptophyta; Magnoliopsida; Poales; Poaceae.
AUGGCUCAAAAUGUGCCUUCGAAGGGUGUUAAAAUGCCUAUGGACUCUGUUGAUUGGAAUGACUACAACACUAGAGUUGUCUGUGAGAUUUUUGUUGAGCAAGUAGCUGAUGGUAAUCGUCCAAAUACCCAUUUAUCUAAUCCUGGGUAUGAUGAAGUAAUUGAGAAAUUUGCAUCAAGGAUAGGUUUGAGGUACACUAGGCUUCAAAUUAAGAAUAAGUGGGAUAAGCUUAGGGUUGAGUACAAUUGUUGGAAAAAGUUGACAUCUCAAAUAGGAUUAGGAUGGGAUAACACAAAGAAAACUGUUACAGCUACUGUGGGUUGGAAGCAACUGAAAGCAGAUAUACCAGGAUGCACCAAGUUUAUGAAAGCUGGCUUGCAAAAUGAAGAGCUACUGCAGAAAAUGUUUGAAGACAUUCGCAAUACCGGUGCCGACCAUUGGUCCUUAGGGCAAGGCACCAUACCAACACCCACCAAUGAGGCCAUUCAUAUUGCUGAUGAUAAUGAGAUCGAUGAAGAGACGGAGGAUGAUGAACCAAGUGCAAAACGAAAGAGAGGUGGUGGCUCAAAGGUGGAUAAAUCCAAAAAGAACAAGAGUGGAUCCCAAAAGAUGGUAGAGGAGAUGUCCAAGAGUAAUGAACUCUCUGCACAGACUUUGUCAUCCAUUCAGUCCUUCACUAAAACAAGAGAGGAUCCGUCGGGUUGUUCUAUUAAGGAUGUUAUGGUCUUGGUGGAGGAAUGUGGUGCUGUUGAAGGGACAAAUGAGCAUUUCAUUGCAACUGAAAUAUUUAUCAAGAAGGAUCAAAGGGAAAUGUCUGUUAAUUCUUUGCGCACUCCUACAGGUCGCUUUGCAUGGCUUAAGAAGAAAUAUGAAGUGAAUUACGGAAAUUAG